Messenger RNA from Neoarius graeffei (lesser salmon catfish), 8477 nucleotides. RefSeq names its product polymerase (DNA directed), theta (gene polq). Lineage: Eukaryota; Metazoa; Chordata; Actinopteri; Siluriformes; Ariidae. The transcript is spliced from 31 exons. Bases 371 to 8302 code for a protein of 2643 amino acids. Gene Ontology annotation, biological process: double-strand break repair via alternative nonhomologous end joining; DNA-templated DNA replication. Gene Ontology annotation, molecular function: DNA binding; ATP binding; DNA-directed DNA polymerase activity. The record is from RefSeq and is a predicted model, not a curated record.
GCGGGCUUUUUAAGAGAUGUUUGUUUGUUUUUAUUUGCGGUUGCUGUAUACAAGCUAGUUGCUAAUUUUAUACAAACACAUUUUUGAUUUGCGGCGAAGUAAAUGUUAAGAUCGGUAUGAAAUUGUACGAUGAUGGAAGAAAGGUUUUAGUUGUCCUCGAUAAUAAAAAACCCUGUCUGUAAUGUUUAAUAAUCAGCCAUCUUGCUAGCGUCACUAAAAAUGAACAUGAUUAUGAUACAGGAUGAUUAACUGACUAUAUUUCGAUGUCGUAAAAAUCUGAAAAUCCUGAUUUAAGAAAAGGAUUUCCUAGUCUUGAACACAGUUGGCUUUUCUUAGCUACUGAAAAAGCAUUUAACUGACAGUUUGUGUGAUGAAUUGUUCCUCAAGGACAUUCUGCCUUGGACAGCAUCCCAUAACAAAGAAAAAUAGAUUGCAUGUGGAUCAAAAACCAGCAACUAGAAGGUCGAGCCGCCUCCAACAUCCUCAUCCCUCUGAACAUGGAAUACAGAAGAUGGGAAGCCAUGACAGCUCUUCUACUAUGCGAAAUGAGAAGAAACUGUUGAUGCCUGUUGAUUCAACUUCAAUGAAAGAUGCAGGGAAUAUAAAAGAGCCUUUGUUGACCAAAGAAACAUGUCGAAUGCCUGUGAAACCACCUGAUUUGCAAAAGCAAAGAGCUCACCUUUCAGAAAUCAAUGAAAAUGGUCAUCAUAAACUAAAUCAUGAAGGGCAAAGUAUAAAAAAUAUUAGGCCUUCAGAGCCAGGGCCACCAUCACCCUUACUGGAAAAUGGAAGAAAUAAAAUGCAUGCAAAAAAAGCAAAGGACUGGAAGGACCUGGCUCAACGGUUGCUGUUCAGUGAAACCAAGAACAGCAGUACAGGAAGACACAAGUGUGGUCACGAGUCAGAAUUUGAGCAAGAGACCGAAAACUGUUCCCCUAACGACAAAACCUCCGACAGCAGGCCGAAGUUAAAAUUCAGAAGCGUGACAUCAGCAACUGGCUCGACUGGAUCUAUGAACAAUUCGAAGGAUUAUAUACUGUUUAGUCCAACACACAUGGCUGCUGCCAAAAAAAGAUCCGGUUUCCAGCAGCAGAAGCCGAGGCAUGGGAACCUGUCCGUCUCUGUCCUCACUCCUCCACCUGGCCUGGACCUCAGCUCGCUGUGUAACUCGUCAGCAGAUGCAGGGCACAGCAUCCACAUGGCUGUUCCUGCUGAUCAGUCAGACAAGCUGCUGCUCUCCAGCUGGGGUCUGCCCAAACCUGUACUGGAGAAGUACCAGAGUAUGGGUGUGAAGCAGAUGUUUGAGUGGCAGGCUGAAUGCCUCACUCUGGGCAAAGUGUUGGAGGGACACAAUCUGGUGUACUCAGCCCCAACGAGUGCUGGGAAAACGCUGGUUUCGGAGUUAUUAAUCUUAAAACGAGUUUUGGAGACUAGACGCAAGGCCAUAUUCAUCCUGCCUUUUGUUUCUGUGGCCAGAGAGAAAAUGUUUUAUCUACAGAAUGUGUUUCAGGAGGCAGGGGUCCGAGUUGAAGGCUAUAUGGGAAGCACUUCGGCCCCGGGUGGUUUCUCUGCACUCGAUGUGGCUGUAUGUACAAUAGAGAAAGCCAAUGGGCUCAUCAACCGGCUCAUUGAAGAGGACAGGAUGGAUUUGCUUGGAAUUGUCGUGGUAGAUGAGCUGCACAUGCUGGGUGACUCUGGCCGUGGAUAUUUGUUGGAGCUCUUGCUGACUAAAAUCCAGUACAUUGCAAAGAAAACAGCAGAGAAGUGCGCUGAUAAAGGUUCCACUGAUGGCGUACAGAUUGUGGGAAUGAGUGCCACUUUGCCAAACUUAGACCUCCUUGCCCGCUGGCUAAGUGCUGAACUGUACCAUACAGAUUAUCGUCCUGUGCCACUGAUGGAGUGGGUCAAGAUUGGUGCUAACAUAUAUGAUGGCUCCAUGAAUCUUGUCAGACCUUUCACUCCUGCUCGCCCUGUUAAGGGUGAUGAUGACCACAUUGUGAGCCUUUGUUUUGAGACUGUGCAGGAUGGUCACUCUGCGCUGCUCUUCUGUCCGUCUAAGAACUGGUGUGAAAAGCUGGCGGACAGCAUUGCCAGGGAGUUUUACAGCCUUCAUCACCAGGAAAAGCAGUCAGAAUCUGGAGUGCGCUCUGUGUCUCUAAACCUUGAGGGUCUCCAGGAUGUUGUGGAACAGUUAACACAUACGCCUGCAGGCCUUGAUGAAAUCCUGAAGCGCACAGUACCCUGGGGCGUAGCCUUCCAUCAUGCAGGCUUGACGUUUGAAGAGCGGGACAUCCUGGAGAGUGCUUUUCGUCAAGGCUUCGUCAGGGUCCUGGUCGCCACUUCCACUUUGUCCUCUGGUGUAAAUCUGCCUGCACGCCGUGUGAUUAUCAGAACGCCAGUGUUUAACGGACAUCUACUGGACAUACUGUCCUACAAACAGAUGGUGGGACGAGCAGGACGUAAAGGAGUGGACACUGUUGGUGAGAGCGUCUUGGUGUGUAAGGAGUCUGAACGCAUGAAAGGAAUGAGUUUAAUCCAAGGCUCCCUAAAGCCCAUCAGCAGCUGCCUAGUGAAGCGUGAAGGAGAGGGAGUCACUACCAGUAUGCUCCGAGCCAUCCUGGAGAUCAUAGUGGGUGAAGUUGCCAGCACACCAGAAGAAGUGAGGAUGUAUGCGUCAUGCACACUCCUGGCAGCCAGCAUGGCGUCUGAACAACCUGAUCAGCCCGGAGCAGCUCAGAGCCAUGGGGCCAUUGAGGCCUGUAUGGAUUGGCUGAUGGAUAAUGAGUUUAUUCACAUCCAAAAGGAAGGAGAUGAGGAAAAAUACUGUCCUACUCAUCUGGGUUGUGCCACAAUGUCAUCAUCUCUGUCACCACCAGAAGCUCUGGGAAUUUUUGCUGACUUACAAAGAGCAAUGAAAGGCUUUGUUCUCGAAAAUGAUCUCCACAUUCUUUACCAGAUAACACCAGUAUAUGUCGACUGGACAACAAUAGACUGGUACCAGUUCUUCUGUCUGUGGGAGCAGCUACCUUCUGCAAUGAAAAGAGUUGCAGAGAUGGUGGGAAUUCAGGAAGGCUUUCUGGCACGUUCUGUCAGUGGCAAAUUAAUCGCCAAAACAGAAAAACAGCGCAGACAGCUGGCCAUUCACAAACGUUUUUUCACCACGCUUGUAUUGUUUGAUCUGGUCAACGAGGAACCUCUUGGAGUUGUAGCGAAGAAGUACAGCUGUAGCCGAGGACAGCUCCAGUCACUUCAGCAGUCAGCUUCUACCUAUGCAGGUAUGGUUACAGUCUUCUGUAAUCGUCUCGGAUGGCACAACCUUGAGCUCCUGCUGUCCCAGUUCCAAAGUCGUCUGAGCUUUGGAGUACAGCGAGAGCUGUGUGAUCUGGUGCGUAUUUCUUUGCUGAACGCCCAGAGAGCACGAACGCUCUACAGUGCUGGGUUGGUUACUGUGGCUGAGGUUGCGCGUGCAAAUAUUACUGAUGUGGAAAAAGCCUUGAGGAAAGCUGUUCCUUUCAAAAGUUCUCGGCAGGCAGUAGAUGAGAGCGAGGAAGAGGCUGAGGAACGCAGAAGCAUGCGCUGUAUUUGGGUCAGCGGGAAAAAGGCUUUGACUGAAAAUGAGGCUGCGCAGCAGAUCGUGUCAGAGGCUAGGCAGCUCCUCCAGCAGGACCUGGCCCUUCUUGGUGUGGAGUGGAACCCCAACUCUCUCUCACCAGAAGCGAGAACAAAUUCUUCUGAUGAAUCAACAGAUUCCAGUUUACAGUCUCCAUCUGAGGGUUCAUCCAACGAGAAGAAUGUUAGGACUGAGAAAUUGAAGAAGCUCGUAAAAGGACAUCAUAUACCAGCUGGUCCUCCAUCUGAUAACUCUCAAAGUCAUAUAAACCCAAAGAGUUCCACUGCAAAUGUAGAAAACCCUGUGGACACUGAACAGCAAUCUAGUGCUUUACACAAAGUAAAAGCAAAAGAUAAAGUAGAUCAGAAUGGCUGUGGGACUACAGAGGUGAUUUCUGCAUUUCUACGAAACUCCAGGUACAGUUCUGAUCGAAGUUGCAUCUCAUGCAAUAACAGUCCUCCUGCAAGUCCACGAUCUAAACGUAGACGGGUGAAAGAUGAUGAAACCAAGGUGGUUUCUGGAAAUAGAGUAACUGAAGAAGAAAAACCCUGUACAGAGUUCAGGCAAACCUUAACUGCUUCUUUGAAGAAUUAUCACUCUGAUAGCAGAAAAACACCCAAUAUUACUGAAUCUCAAAGCACAGCAGUACACCAAAACCGUAAGCCUCAGACAUCCUCUCCAUCAUCCAUUCCUUUUCAUCUUGGAAAGACACAAACUUUAACCAAUCGGCCCCACUUUCCAUCUUGUGAUGAGAAAACAUUCACAGAUGACGUGAAAAAUGAAUAUCAAGCUGUAACCGAGAUAAACAGGAUGUCUGUUUCUGAUAAGGGAGCUAAUAAGGGGAAGUAUGCUGAUCGUUACAAUAAAAAGUCAAAAGGAAAUUACCUUUUAAGACAACCUAAUCUUAGUAUUUCUGCUGACUUUUUGGCAAGUUCAGAUAUAAAGUGUAGCGUUGUAUCUGAAGUCAUACUAAUUUCAGGGGAAAAGUGUAGUUCUCCAGAUUUGUACACGGGGGAAUUAGAAGAAUUUGGUGACAGUUUUCAGCUCGAUACUCAGACUGAACGAAUGUUGCUUCAAGACGACAAAUUGCCUCAUAGUAUUGGCAAUUCAAACACUAGUCAUGAAUUCAGGACUACACACAAAUAUGCUGGGACUGACCAAAUCUCUCCUCCUAAAAAUGAAAAUCUAGUCCCAGAGAAGAGGCAUGAACAAAAAAAUAACAAAGAUUCAAACGAUGGAGCAUCGCUAGUUUCUGAUAAUAUUCCAAAUGAGUUGCCUUCAAUUCAAGCCAAACCAAAGUACAACAUUUCACUGACAGACAGUCAAAUGGAGAAGCUUCUCAAUUUCACGAACCAAACAACCGAAUCAUGUGAAAAGCACUUAAAUUCAAAACCCCAAGGCCAAACAGCCAAUUCAGACACUGUGACAAAAGCGAUACCUGAAGGUACUAUGGACAACAGUCCCAAUAGGAGCAGCAGUUUUCUCUUCGAUAGUCUGUAUGACAGCUCCAUCUUGGAGGCCAUGGAGGACGAGGCAGGAUUUGCCGAGGAGUCUGAAAGAGACAAAGCUGGAGAUGCAAAUACAAGUUUACAUGCUCCACCCAUCACUUUGAAUGCAGAGAACCAAGUGGAUGAUCAAGAAGCAGUACAAUGGGGCGAGUCUUCUUUUAACCUCUCAGAAUGGGGUGAUUCGUUACUUAUAGGAGAGCACUAUCUGGAGAAGCGGAACAGUGGUUUGAAGGUCUGUACUGGACCAAAAGAUACCUCGAGUGAAGCAGAAAAGCCCGGUUACACAGAUGACGUUGUGUCCGAGAUACAAGUGUCGCAAAGCAACGCACCUUGUUCAAGAAGUGCCACCAGGUCUUCAUUUCAUCUGAGCCCAGGAAUGCAAGACAUUUUUGAAAAGUGGUCUGACCAGUUUUCAACAGUCCAUGAACCUUCAGGGCAAGCGGAUGCAAAGGAACAGAAGGUGGUUUCUGCUGAAGUUCAGCCUGAGCAUGGAAAUCAAAAAGGCUCGUUGUCAGAUGAUUUGUGUAUAGUUAAAUUAAAUUCCGUGAACCAUGACCUUAUUCCUCCCACACCAGUAUGUGAGCCUGUUACGCCCCGGGUCAAAAUGACCACUUCAGCUGUUCAGUCACCUCUAAAUCACCAAACUUGCAUAGAGUCUAGACUAAAUUCAUCUCCAAAACAUGGCCCCGAGGGCAAUCAACAGCUUUGUGUGGAAGUGAAGGCCAUGUCACAGUUACAGACAUCCUUGGCUGAUGAGGGCUUUUCACUGCAGCUUUCACAGCAUACCUCUAUCUCUGCCUCCAACUUUAGCAGUCCCGAAUCCUUCUCUAUUAUUGAUGUAGCAAGUGAUAAAAGACUGUUUGAAACAUUUAUAAAUGAGUGGAAAACAAAGGAGAGAUUUUCUCUGGCUGUUGCCUGUGAGAGGAGAGAUGGCCCAGUGCAACCUGAAGCAGUUAUCGGGAGCAAAUUUAAAAAAGCAACGACCCCAAUGAGGACCAAAAGAAAAGACGGCUUUCCCGUAAAAGGACAUGAGAAUCUGUUUGUAACUGGCUUAUCUAUAUGCUGGGGAGGAAAGGAUGCAUAUUAUGUAUCACUACAAAAGGAAUUAACAGACACAGCAAAUAUAAGCGCAAGCUUAGCGCCACCUCCACUUGAUGAAAAUCUGCCAGUGGGAGAGAGGAUGAAGGGCAUUCAGGCCUGUGUGACAAGGUCCACUUCUGGUGCUGAGGGUGUGACUGUUGCUUAUGACUAUGUUCAGGUGUAUAAAACUCUAGUCCUGGCCUGUGGACUUUCAAUAACGGGGGUAUUUGAGGACCCCAAGGUUGCUUGUUGGCUUCUGGAUCCAGGCUCUGAGGAACGCACCCUUCACAACAUGGUGACAAACUUUACUCCACAGGAUCUGCCGUUGUUGGACGGAAUUAGCCCAGGACAGGGUGUGGAAAGUCUGGGAAUAUAUGGAAACCCAAGUCAUUCUGGUCGAUACAGAGCAGCCAUAGAGUCUGUUCUUAUCUUCAGAGUCAUGACACAACUCAAUGUGCUCAUGGAAAAAGAUGGCUUCUUAGAUGUAUUCCAGCGAGUAGAAAUGCCCACUCAGUACUGCUUGGCUCUCUUGGAGCUGAACGGUAUCGGCUUUAGCGUCGCCGAAUGUGAAGCUCAGAAAAAUGUGAUGCAGGCUAAACUCAGUGACCUGGAAAACAAGGCCUAUCAACUAGCUGGACACAGUUUCUCCUUGACCAGUCCAGAGGAUGUUGCUGAGGUCUUGUUCCUUGAACUGAAGCUACCACCAAAUGGUGAUUUAAAUUCUCUAAGGAAUAAAAAGACUCUGGGCUACACCAGGCGGGGAGGAGCAGGUGCUCGUGUAAAACUUUCCAAACAGUUUAGCACAACAAAGGAUGUGUUGGAAAAGCUCAAGCCCCUGCAUCAGUUACCAGUCAUCAUUCUAGAGUGGAGAAAGAUGACAAACGCCAUGACAAAAGUGGUAUUUCCCCUGCAAAGAGAAAAGUGCUGGCACCCUAGACUGGAAAUGGACCGAAUUUACUCAGUAUCUCAGUCCCACACAGCUACAGGAAGGGUGAGCUUUACUGAGCCCAAUAUCCAGAAUGUACCAAAAGACUUUGAAAUCCAAAUGCCAACUCUUAUUGGAGAAAGCCAAGCAUCACAAAAUAACACGGCCAUUAUCUCAACUAAGACAAGGGCUAAAAUAUCCCGGACACGCCAUCAGUUGGUGUCACUGAUCAAAGAUUCAGACAGAUCCCCAGAGAAGGGGAUGCCUUUUUCUGUUAGCAUGAGGCAUGCUUUUGUUCCUUUCUCAGGGGGAUUAAUUUUGGCUGCAGACUACUCCCAGUUGGAGCUGCGUGUUUUGGCUCACUUGUCCCAUGACAGACGGCUUCUUCAGGUUCUCAACAGUGGCGAAGAUGUUUUCAAAAGCAUUGCUGCAGAAUGGAAAAUGGUACAUCCCAAGACAGUUAAUGAUAGCCUAAGACAACAAGCUAAACAGAUUUGUUAUGGAAUAAUCUACGGCAUGGGAGCAAAGUCAUUAGGAGAGCAAAUGGGUAUCGAUGAAAACGAUGCUGCCUGUUACAUUGAAACGUUCAAGUCCAGAUACACAGGUAUACAAGCGUUUCUGCAUGAAACUGUGAAGAACUGUAGUAAAAAUGGAUUUGUGAAGACGUUACUUGGCAGGAAGCGGUUUCUGCCUGGAAUCAAGGCCGCAAACAUGUACAUUAAGUCUCAUGUAAGUUUCUUUAUUAGACCUCUUCAGAAUGAUGGGAAGAACAGCUUUUAUUUUUUGCUUUCCAAGUUAAUUUCUUCUAUACUUCAGGCAGAGCGACAGGCUGUGAAUACAACGGUCCAGGGCUCUGCAGCAGAUAUUGUCAAACUGGCUACUAUCAAUAUCCAACGCAGACUGGAGAUGGCUUUUCCUGAUGUGCUGUUGUCACAUCAGCAUUACCCCAGUGGGACAGACAAAGGACGGGGCAGGCUUCAGUCGAGACCUUCCCGUGGCGCCUUCUUUAUACUUCAGCUACAUGACGAGCUCCUCUAUGAGGUUGCGGAGGAAGAUGUUAUCCAGGUCGCACAAAUUGUGAAACGGGAAAUGGAAGCUGCUGUGAAAUUGUAUGUGAAGCUCAGGGUAAAGGUUAAAGUGGGUCCAAGCUGGGGUAACCUUCAAGAGUUGGAUAUAUAAAAAAAUUCUUUUUACGAAAUGUGCUGCUUAACCACAUGACUCAAUAUAAUUCUGUACUUACUGAAUGUGAAAUCUAUAAAACUCAACCAUCCUUAAUGAAUAUGAACUUAAGACUAAUCAUGGAUUGUAUGUGAUGGAGUAUUUUUAACCUGUAAAUAAAAACCAAAAGCCAAAA